Adineta steineri is the source of this 483-nucleotide messenger RNA. NCBI's taxonomy places the organism in Eukaryota, Metazoa, Rotifera, Eurotatoria, Adinetida, Adinetidae. The record is from the annotation of a GenBank genome assembly.
AUGAAAAUAUCAACAUCAGCUGGACGUUGUUAUCAAUGUAAUUCAAGAAAUUCAUUAUGUGGAAUAACUGCAAAUGCUUCAUUGAAAAUCGAUGGAACACCAUGCAAUGGACAAUGUUAUAUACGUUUGAAUCGUGAUGAUCAAUUUACUGUUUAUCGUGGUUGUUCAUGGGAACAAGGUUUUAUGGAGCCUCAAGAAAGAAAUAUUUUAAUACUUAAAGGAAAUUCUGUUUGGAUGUUUUGUGAUGAUGCACCUUAUUGUAAUGUCGAAGCAUCAUCUUUAUUAACUACUGUAUGUUAUCAACCGAUAUGUAAUUAUCUGAAUUUUCCAGCAGAUUGUAAAUUACCAAAUGCUGAUGUUACAUGUGGACGUUAUUGUAACAAUAAAUUAUGUAAUUCAACAGUAAUUCGUCAACAAACUCGUAAUCGUAAUCGAAAUCGAAAUCGUAAUCGCAAUCGGAAACCAUUAAUCUCACCUAAAUAA